Messenger RNA from Durusdinium trenchii, 537 nucleotides. Lineage: Eukaryota; Dinophyceae; Suessiales; Symbiodiniaceae. The record is from the annotation of a GenBank genome assembly.
AUGUGCAAAGAGGUUGCCUCCAUCUUGACCUUUGCCUAUUGGAGCUGGUACGACGCUUCGCACGAGCUGCCAGCUCCUACAGGUGUGCCAGACAGAUCCUGCUCCAUGAUUCUUCGUUUGUGCGCGCUCCAAGUGCUCCAAGCAUGGUCGGACCUCUCAAUGCGAUCCAGCCGGUCAUUGCGGGUCCUGGCUCCUGGCUGUUCCACGCGUCACAGGCGAGGUGUCGUGCAUCAAUGCCACAAUCCGCGCCCAGCGUUGCCAUUGUUCCAGCGGGACUGGUUCUCACGGUUGUGCACGGUAGGAGGCCUUGUCGACAGCAGUCAAGCUCUUCUCGCAUUCCAAGCACAACAUGCCAGUCGUGACAUGACAGAGCGAAGAGCUCGGCUGAGCGCGAAGAGCUCGGCUGCGCCAGCCGACCACCUGUCAGGAAGUCUUGGGGACUUCGGUAAUCAAGGAAACUCCUUGCUCCUCUCCCUGGAGGAAGGUGUCAAACCAACAACAAUGUCUGAUGACCUAAAAGGUGAGAUGGAAUCUUGA